This is a messenger RNA of Wyeomyia smithii (pitcher-plant mosquito), 1776 nucleotides long. RefSeq lists its product as uncharacterized. The coding region runs from base 1 to 1776 and encodes 591 amino acids. Gene Ontology annotation, biological process: DNA integration. The transcript has a single exon. The record is from RefSeq and is a predicted model, not a curated record. Gene Ontology annotation, molecular function: nucleic acid binding. NCBI's taxonomy places the organism in Eukaryota, Metazoa, Arthropoda, Insecta, Diptera, Culicidae.
AUGAAAAUCCAGGAAACAGUACUGUGGUCUGACAGUACGAUUGUUUUAGCAUGGAUUAAAAAACCACUGAAUCAACUACAACAGUACGUGCGCAAUAGAAUCGCUCUGAUUCAAGAGCAGACUAGUGAGCAUCGAUGGAAGCAUGUCAGAUCGCAGCAAAACCCAGCCGAUAUCAUCUCCCGAGGCCAACUUCCUGAGUAUCUUCAGAACAAUCCGCUCUGGUGGAGCGGUCCCGAAUUCCUGAAUAGGGAAAAGUAUGAAGUAGACGUGCCCGAAACUAUACCUGAUGAAGAGCUACCAGAACUUAAAUCCAUGGUGACAGUGUCAAACGAUGAUGGUUUGCUGGCCUAUUUCCACAAGCAAAGUAGUUUCCGUAAAAUUCAACGAGUCGUGGGAUACAUUUUGCGCUUCGCUAAGAAUUGUAAAAAGAAGCGUGCCGAACGUGAGCUUGGGACACAUUUACCCGUCAGCGAGCUACGCCAAUCCACGGAAACCAUUGCAUAUGUCGUACAGCAGUUCCAUUUUGCCGAUGAAAUCAAGCGCGUUGUUACCAAUCAACCGUGCCGAAAACUUGGUAAUUUACGCCCGGUUUACGUCAAUAAGCUUCUCCGCGUGGGUGGUCGGUUGGAUCGCUCGCAACUACCUUUCGAGAAUCGUCAUCCUAUAAUAUUGCCGGAUAAGGAUCCGGUGGUGCGGCUGCUAGUGCAACAGAUGCACAUCGAGUUACUCCACGUAAGACAAACUGGACUUUUGAAUGCCAUGAGACAGCGAUAUUGGCUUCUAAACGCAAGAUCUACCAUUCGUUUCAUCACCCGUCGUUGCGUCAGAUGUUUCCGUACCAGCCCUACUACUACCAGUCAGCUAAUGGGAAACCUACCAGAGUCUAGAGUAGUACCUUCCCCUCCGUUCGCCGUAACAGAUGUCGACUAUGCCGGGCCCUUUUGGACGAAACAAGGAUCACGUCGACCUGCAAUAGUGAAAUCGUACGUAGCAGUGUACGUUUGUAUGACGACUGAGGCCGUUCACCUGGAGGCCGUAUCCGAUUUGAGCACCGAUGCUUUCCUGGCUCUUCGACGAUUGAUAGCUCGACGGGGCAUGAUUCGUGAGUUGCACUCGGAUAAUGCUAGUAACUUCCGAGGCGCCAACCAUGAAUUGAGAGCAUUGUACCAACAAUUCCAUAAUCAACAAUUCGUUGAGUCGAUUCAGUCUUUUUGUAGCAGCCGUGAAAUCGAGUGGCACUUUAUCCUACCAGAUGCCCCUGAAUUUGGCGGCUUGUGGGAAGCGACGGUGAAAUCCUGCAAAACUCAUCUUAAAUGUAUUGUCGGUAACGUGAAGUUAACUUUUGAGGAACUGGCUACAGUCUUAGCACAGAUUGAGGCUGUCAUGAACUCCAGACCGCUGUUUACCAUCUCCAAUGAUCCAGCAGAUCCACUUGUGAUCACGCCAGCUCACUACCUUAUCGGUCGACCACUUACAGCUCCCGCUGAACCAUCGUUAGAAGAUGUCAAGGUUUCUCGUUUGAGCCGCUGGCAGCAUCUCCAACUUCUCCGUGAACAAUUUUGGCGUACUUGGAGCCGAGACUAUUUAAACACCCUACAACCCAGGAAAAAGUACCUACGAGAGAUGCCUAACGUUCGUGUCGGCAUGAUUGUGCUACUGCAUGAUCGAAAUCAACCUCCUCUCAAUUGCAAACUAGGUCGCAUCGAAGAAGUCUACCCUGGCGAUGAUGGGCUUGUACGAGCAGUAGAUGUCUUCUCCAACGGUCACCAUUUUUGA